AUGGCUCCAAUAUUCUCUCUGUUUCUUGUUUUGAUCACUGAAUUUUCAUUAGCAACUGCUCAACAAAGAAACUCCAACAUAAGCCUAGGCUCCUCUCUCUCUCCAGCCUCUAGCAACUCAUUUUGGUCCUCUGGUUCUGGCCAAUUUGCAUUUGGGUUCUACCCAAAUGGUGAUGGCUUCUCCAUAGGCAUCUGGUACGCAACAAUUGCCCCGAAAACAGUCAUAUGGACAGCGAAGCGAGAUGAUCCACCAUUUCACAGAGAUAGUAAAUUGCUUUUGGGUAAUGAUGGAAGGCUGAUAUUGCAACAGGGGGAGGACCCUGAGAAAACAAUUGCCGGUGGGUCCCAGAUUGGUUCAUCAGCUUCCAUGCUGGACACCGGCAACUUUGUUCUCUAUAAUUCACGUUCAGAGAUCAUAUGGCAGAGCUUUGACGCUCCAACAGACACCCUUUUACCCGGUCAGAAGCUUCGCCAAUUUGAAGAGCCGAACGAGUUGUUCUCUAGCGUCUCUAAGGACGAUCACUCCACUGGGAAGUUUCGGAUCUUAAUGCAGGAGGACGGAUACCUAGCGCAAUAUCCAGCAGACAGCCCGAAUUUAGUAGAAUAUGGUUACUGGGAUUCCGGAAUAAAGAUAGCCGGAAACAAUGUGACACUAAAUCUUGAUGACAAUGGCCAAUUAUACUUGCUCAACAACAGUGACAAUAUGAAGAAUCUGUAUGAUGGAGGAAAUGUCUCUGAUAAACUGAUGUACCGCAUGACACUCGAUGCAGAUGGAAUAUUCAAGGUUUACUCAUACGGCUUGAAUCGGAGUGAUGAUGAUUGGAAAGUUGAGUGGUCACCUAAUUCCGUCCACAAGUGUGAUCCUAAAGGGGUGUGUGGCCAGAAUCAAUAUUGUAUCUUGAUGAAUCAAGAAGCUUUAGACAAUGUUGUUUGGUUCAAUGAUCCGUAUUCCAUACUCAGCAACACGAGCAGACCUGAUUGCGAAGACGAGUGUUUGAAAGAUUACGACUGUGAAGUUGUGCUCCAUAAAGAUGACCAGUGCAUGAAACAAAGGCUUCCACUAAAAUUCGGAAGACAGCAGAAUGAUCCAGUAAUUACACUAGUCAAAGUAGGAGGCAGAGAAUUCAAAAAAGAAAAGCAAUCCAAAGUUCUUAUUGCUAGUGUUGUGGUACUAAUUGUUGCUUUUACUGUGCUAGCGAUAUCUGGCGUUCUGAUUUACAAAUACCGUGUCAAGGGAUACAAAAAGUUAUUGAAUAGUGGGAAUGAAGAAUUGAUUGAGGACGUUAUUCUUCGGUCUUUUACUUAUGGUGAGCUUGAGCAAGCAACCAAUGGCUUUGCGGAAGAAUUGGGGAAAGGAGCUACAGGGACAGUGUUUAAAGGGCUUAUAUCAAACGGCAAGAGAGUUGUUGCCGUUAAGAGACUAGAGACAGUGGUGGCUGAAGGCGAAAGAGAAUUCCGAAAUGAGAUGAAAGUAAUUGGAAGAACCCAUCACAAGAACCUAGUAAAGUUGCUUGGUUAUUGCAACGAUAGAACUAAUAGGCUUCUGGUGUAUGAGUUCAUUAGCAAUGGGUCACUUGCAGAUGUCCUUUUCAAGUCUGAAACAAAGCCAAGAUGGGAGGAAAGAGUUAGAAUUGCGGUGAAUGUGGCUAGGGGCAUUCUGUAUCUGCACGAGGAGUGCGAGACUCAGAUCAUCCACCGCGAUAUAAAACCUCAAAACAUCCUACUGGAUGAAAGGCAUUGUGCAAAAAUUGCGGAUUUUGGGCUGUCAAAGCUGAUGAACCUCAACCAAACCAGGACUAAUACUGGAGUGAGAGGAACGAGGGGUUAUGUCGCGCCUGAAUGGCACAUGAAUUUGCCUGUAACGGUGAAAGCAGAUGUGUUCAGCUUUGGGAUCUUGUUCCUGGAGAUCAUAUGUUGUCGAAGAAGCCUGGAUCCAGACCUUGCUGAGGCUGAAGUAAUUCUUGUAGAUUGGGUCUUCGACUGUUUCGACUCUCAUGAGCUGGACAAGCUGGUGCAGGAUGAAAAGGUGGAUAAGAGCAAACUGGAGAGGAUGGUUCGGUUGGGGAUUUGGUGCAUCCAGGAUGACCCAUCCCUUCGCCCUUCCAUGAAGAAGGUGGUGUUGAUGUUGGAAGGGACUGUGGACAUACCAACUCCUCCCUCUCCUUCAUCCUUUCUUAGUUCCAUCUAGUCCUGAUUACGUACCGUUCAAUUAGGUCUAGGAUGCUAUAUUGAAUAAUGAAACCAGCUUAUUGUAAGUUCCUUUUUUUCCCAGUAUGAUGUAUUCCUUUUGUUGAGGGCUUUUCUGCAGAUGAAAUGAAAUGGCACAAAUAAAUUCUCUAUCUAAAA
Messenger RNA from Cornus florida, 2345 nucleotides. Its product is annotated as G-type lectin S-receptor-like serine/threonine-protein kinase LECRK3. The transcript is spliced from 3 exons. Gene Ontology annotation, molecular function: protein serine/threonine kinase activity; ATP binding. The record is from RefSeq and is a predicted model, not a curated record. Gene Ontology annotation, biological process: protein phosphorylation. NCBI's taxonomy places the organism in Eukaryota, Viridiplantae, Streptophyta, Magnoliopsida, Cornales, Cornaceae. The coding region runs from base 1 to 2187 and encodes 728 amino acids.